Punica granatum (pomegranate) is the source of this 1044-nucleotide messenger RNA. Lineage: Eukaryota; Viridiplantae; Streptophyta; Magnoliopsida; Myrtales; Lythraceae. The record is from RefSeq and is a predicted model, not a curated record.
UUCCGUCUCGAGUGGUCACUGUUUUUCUGAUCUUGAUCAAAUGAACCUGACUAUAUAUAUGCUCUGUAUCUAAUGAUAUAGUGCAUAUUUUGCUAUGUGGGUAGUGAACAGGUGACCGCAUCUGUUAACAAUACCGUCUAUCCUUCUUGAGGGAGAGAGCCAGGAAAGGACCAUAAUCCAGUCAAGCGGCCAUGGGUCAGUGAGGGGCACCUAAACCUUCACAGUGAAAGCGGAUAACUUUGUUGCCUCGCAUAUAACCUUCCAGGUCGAUCAAUAUUCUUCUCACUAGAAAAACUCGAAGCUGAAUUAGUUCCUGCAGCUUUCGAUUAGGUUGUAGUGUCAUAAUCAUGUUAUCAAUCAGAGCGACGAAGUCACCUUCUUGCUACAUAAAAUUCAAGCUUGUCCAAUGAUGACAGAACACCUAUAAUAAGCUGAUUCUGUGCGAUGAAGAUGCGGUGCCCAAUGCACGCGUGGAACAAGCACCGGCUGUCAUGUUAUGGGGAGAUAAAGCAUCGUUCUAUGCUUGCGGAUUUGUAAGUCUGCAGGACACUCUUGCCAACAUGCAAGGUCGGCACUACUUCAGCCAAUGCUACAUCGAGAGUGCCGUGGAUUUCAUCUGGGGCUAUUGCCAAUCGAUAUAUGAGGGUUGUGCUAUAAACUCCAAAGACGCUAUUGUUGGGGGAAACCCAGGUUACAUUACCGCCCAUGGCCGUCUGAGCCCCAACGAUAGCAGGGGCUUCGUCUUUGAACAAUGCACAGUAAAUGGAGAUGACACCACGUUUCUCGGGAGGGCAUACCGCGCAUACUCGAGAGUAGUAUUUUCCGAGAGCGAGUUGGGCGGUGAUGUUUUACCACAAGGCUGGGAUGCCUGGCGUGGCGAGGGCCAUGAGCACGUCUAUUUUAAAAAGCAGAAACUCGAAGCUCUAAAUUUUCUUUUUUUGUCAUUGAAGUUAGACACUAUUAAAUUUUCAUUGGGCUUAUACGGACCUGGACCCAUUUCCACUUAAAAGCUCGAGCUAAUAAGUGGUGGUACCCAAGCCAUAU